AGCUUGGGGCCCGCAUCUGCUCUCGCCCUGGGCCUCACGGUGCGCAGCUUCUGCCCCUGCCUGUCCCUCCUCUCCCGGCGCCAGUCGGGCCCGGGCUGAGGCGGUAGCUCCGGCCAUGGUGCGGGGCGGGGCGGCGGUGUUGCGGAAGUAUGGCAACUUCAUCGAUGAUUUACGGCUGUAUGUGAGAGGAGGAACUGGUGGCAUGGGUUAUCCUCGCCUGGGUGGGGAAGGAGGAAGAGGUGGUGAUGUCUGGUUCGUUGCCCAGGAAAGAAUUACCUUAAAGAGCAUUAGGGAGAAAUACCCUCGGAAGCGAUUUGUAGCUGGAACAGGAGCCAACAGCAGUGUUAAAGCACUAAAAGGUGACAAAGGAAAAGACUGUGAAGUUCGUGUGCCUCUGGGAAUUUCAGUUCUCUGUGAUGAUGGCAAGCAGAUUGGAGAGCUUAAUGCAGCAGGAGAGAGAUUCUUGGCAGCACGUGGAGGUCUUGGAGGCUGUUUGGCCACAAACUUUGUGCCUUGCAAAGGUCAGAGGCGAAUUGUGCGUCUUGAUUUGAAACUUAUAGCAGAUGUUGGCUUAGUUGGGUUUCCAAAUGCGGGAAAAUCAUCCUUGUUAAGUAAGGUUUCUCAUGCCAAACCUGAGAUUGCAAAUUAUGCAUUUACAACAAUACAGCCUCAACUGGGUAAGAUCAUGUAUGCGGAUUAUAAACAGAUCUUGGUAGCUGAUCUCCCAGGACUGAUUGAAGGUGCACAUGCAAACAGAGGGAUGGGCCACAAAUUUCUCAAACAUGUAGAAAGAACCAAACAGCUUCUCUUAGUUGUUGAUAUUUCUGGGUUUCAGCUGUCUGUUAAGACUCGGUUCAGAACAGCCUUUGAAACUAUACUGCUUCUAACAAAGGAACUGGAACUGUACAAAGAGGAACUGCUAACAAAGCCUGCACUUCUUGCAGUUAAUAAGAUGGAUUUGCCUUGUGCAAAGGAUAACUUGAAUGAGCUUAUGAAACAACUACAGAAUCCUCAAGACUACUUACACUUACUAGAAGAAGAAAUGAUUCCUGCAAAUACACUUGAAUUCAAAGAUAUAAUUCCUAUAUCUGCACAAACUGGAGAAGGAAUUGAGGAAUUAAAAGCGAGUAUAAGGAAGUCCAUAACUGAGGAAGCAGAGCAGGAGAAUGAAGAAUAUCGGAAAAAGAAACUACUACUUUUACACACUUCAGAAGAACAGAUGAAUAGAAGAUAGUAUUUGUGGCUGGAUCCAACACAUUUUAGUAUUUUCCCCUAUAUGUAUGAACCCAUUUAAUUUUGGUUCCCUUUGCCACCACUGCCCACUUCUCUACUCCCUCCCCCACGUUGGCUCAGUGUCUUUUGGCACCUGGGUAGCGCACAGUGGGGAAAAAAACAGGGUUUUGUGAUUUACCUUGACUACCGACUCAACAGAAUAAAGACCAAAGUAUGUGCAACUCAAA
Messenger RNA from Neopsephotus bourkii (Bourke's parrot), 1460 nucleotides. RefSeq names its product GTP binding protein 10 (gene GTPBP10). The transcript is spliced from 10 exons. Gene Ontology annotation, cellular component: mitochondrion. Lineage: Eukaryota; Metazoa; Chordata; Aves; Psittaciformes; Psittacidae. The record is from RefSeq and is a predicted model, not a curated record. Gene Ontology annotation, molecular function: GTPase activity; magnesium ion binding; GTP binding. Bases 116 to 1234 code for a protein of 372 amino acids.